Molecule: messenger RNA, 1548 nt
Organism: Pyricularia grisea
Lineage: Eukaryota; Fungi; Ascomycota; Sordariomycetes; Magnaporthales; Pyriculariaceae
Exons: 1
Coding region: 1-1548 (515 amino acids)
Molecular function (GO): protein binding
Source: RefSeq, a predicted model, not a curated record
AUGGAGGCAAAAAAGGAACUUCAAUUGUUGAGCAAAGGGGACCGACGGAUGAUCGAAUAUUCGUCUCGAUACUGGCCCGAACACGCAUCUGAAAGUGGCAGCUACCCAACACAAGAUUCACUACAGACUCUCAUCGAACCCUUUUUAAUUGACAUCGAAUACAACUGUGUCUCGACCAAAUUCCGAAAUUGGUGCUGGAUGCUGCACAAGAAUAUCGGAUCACCGCCUCAUCGCAUCGAGAAGAGAAACAGCAGCGGCGAGGUUUACCUUUAUUAUUCCUGUCAAUUGCUUUGCAACCCCAUCUGGCUCGCCAGCUGCUACAACUGGCUCGAUGCAGUCGAAAAAUACAUAUAUGCGGCAGAUAUCGAGGGCCUUGAGGAGCCACGAAAACUUUUCGGUGAAGAUUUGCGACUCGUGUCAAGCACCAGUUCGAAUAAGUUUUAUAUGCUCGAGGAGGAACUGACACCCCUCCUCUACGCUGUAGCGAAAGGCAAUUUCCCACUUACAGAGUGUAUGCUUAAUUCUGUUCCUGACCUGACACAAACCAAUACACAAUCGAUGUCAAAGCCACUAGUCCGUGCCGCGGAAGGCGGCGACGUGAAGUUGGUCACUCUACUAUUGAACAAGCCCCAUGGCGGACUCGUGGGCGAAAAGGAUGCUCUUAUUGGCGCAGCGGGCAGGGGGAAAACCGAGGUAUGCCGGGUUUGCCUUUACUACAACGCCGAACUCCUCUACCUAAGCGGAACACUGGCGUUCAUCGCCGCCUGUAAAACUGGGAACCUCGAGACCGUCGCUUUUCUCCUGGAUCGUGGUGUUAGCACGGAAAAGGCGGUGGAGGGUCUUAACCUUGCCGCGCUGCGUGAACGAAGCGAGAUAGUCACUUUGCUUUUAGAAAGAGGACUGGGCAAAAAUGCCAUGUCCAAAGCCCUUAUUGUUGCCAUUUCAAACGGAGACACCAAGACGACAACGGUGUUGCUCGAUAAUGGCGCAGAGAAGGAGUCUGCAGCAGUGCUUCGCGCAACCAGAGAUGACACGCCUGUGACAGCACUACGCCUGAUACAACAGGGCUUCCCGGCCACUGGACGAUGGGGGCGGACAGGGCGAUCGCCUCUUCACUAUGCAUCACUCAAUGGACGCGAAAUUAUUGUCGCGGCUCUGCUUGGCGCCGGAGUGGUGGUCGAUAUGUAUGGCAGUCAGGGACAGACACCGCUGCACCUAUCAGCCAAGGUGGGGAGCACUCAGUGCGCCCGUAUGCUCCUCGAGAAAGGAGCCGAUGUUCUAGCCGAGGAUGAUGAGGGAAGGAUUCCGCUGGACUUUGCGGAGGAUAGUGAGGACGAGGCUUGUGUGACUGUCAUUCGAGGGUGGAUGGAACAACUUAUGGAGGCUCUAUUGCGGGCGAAGGCUGGCCGGGAGGUCAAAGCUGCCACAAUUGGUACACCGAGCAGGCCUCUUGCGUGGAAUAGUGGUGCUCUUGGAAAUACUGGUGAUUUUCACAGUCAAACCAACCCACCAUUUCCUAAGAACUACCAUCCGUUGCUUCCAGUCUGA